Molecule: messenger RNA, 1279 nt
Organism: Falco peregrinus (peregrine falcon)
Lineage: Eukaryota; Metazoa; Chordata; Aves; Falconiformes; Falconidae
Product: putative methyltransferase-like protein 7A
Exons: 2
Coding region: 276-1016 (246 amino acids)
Molecular function (GO): S-adenosylmethionine-dependent methyltransferase activity
Source: RefSeq, a predicted model, not a curated record
UUGGCCGCUCCUCUCCUGCCAGAGUUGGGAAGCUAUGGGAGCUGUUUGGUAUGCAAUCCUGCUUUCCCCUUCCUCGCCAGUGACCAGACUUUAAAAGCAGCUUUAGAGAAAAGUCUACCAGAUUGAUCCAAGGAGCUGAAUAUACUUCGGGAGGCACACGGCAAGUACAUGAAUUGCUCUGUCUGAAAACCAAGGGCUCUGACAGAAUUCCGAGGGCUCUGACACACAGCAGAACUACUUUUGCUCAGCACAGAUCCCUCUGCCCCAAGCUGGAAAUGAUGGAGGCCAGCAUCCUCUUCUUCCGCACGUGCCUUGUGCUGCUCGCCACUCCCAUCUACCUGCUAUCGUUCCUGGGCAUAUGGCAGCCUUUCUGUAGGAAGAUAUUUUUUCCUUUCUUGAUAGAGAAAUUUUCUGCAAGCCAGGAAAAGAAAACCAAGAAGCUGAAGCAGGAGCUGUUUUGUAAUCUACCUGACUUCACAGGCCCCUCAGGAGAGCUGAGGCUGCUGGAGAUUGGGACCGGCUGCGGUGCCAACUUCCAGUUCUACCCACCAGGCUGCAAAGUCACAUGCACUGACGUAAACCCCAACUUCGAGCAAGGCCUUUUGAGAAGCAUAAACAAGAACCAGCAUGUCCACUACAACGGUUUCCUAACAGCUGCAGGAGAAGACCUGCACCAGGUGCCCAGUGGUUCCAUGGAUGCCAUCGUCUGCACCUUGGUCCUCUGCUCUGUGCACAAUGUCAAUGGCACCCUGAAGGAAGUACUGCGAGUGCUCAGACCAGGAGGUGCUUUCUAUUUCUUAGAGCACGUGGCCGCUGAUCGUUCCAGCUGGAAGUAUUUUUGGCAGCAGGUCUGCUCUCAGACUUGGAAACUCGUCUUUGAUGGAUGCUGCCUUACCAGAGAGCUACAGAAGAAUCUGGAAGAGGCCAACUUCUCGGAGCUGCACCUGCAGCAGAUAAGCCUGGCGUACCCCUGGACGCCCAUUCAGCCACACAUCAUCGGCUACGCCAUCAAGUAGCCCUGGCCACCCCACCAGGCCUUUUCCCUGCCCUCACAGAAAUCCUCACCGUAAUCCCACAGCACAGGCUAAUCCGGACGUCCAAAUCUAGGCAACGCAGCAAAAGACUUGAAUUAAGUUUGAUUCUGAGGGGGUCAAGUUUUCAAAACUACAGAGCCCUGACUGUGCCCGGCCGGACCUCAGUGCUGCCCACAGGGGAUCCCAGGAGAACACACAACAGCCCAGUGGGCAGAAAAAAAAUAAAUUAUGGGGUUUCUUGCCUA